CUUGUCUCUUUCUCGCAUUUUCAAAUACAUAUACACCCCCAGCCCAUUAUUGCCCAUUGCCCAUUGCCUAUUGCAUAUUGCCUACUACCAUGGCCCAUUGCCCAUUGCCUACUACCAUGGCCCAAGAUGAAGCUCCUCUCCGCGCGUUCACCGGCCAGCGCGUGCUGCUCAGCUCCGCGUCCGAAAUCGGGCCAGCCACGAUCUACGUCACCAGCGAGGGCAAGAUCGCGCGCAUCACGCGCACAUACACGCCAGACGGAGCAGCGCUCGACGCCGGCGCGCGGCUGCUGAUGCCCGGGCUGGUCGACGCGCAUGUGCAUAUCAACCAACCAGGGCGCACGCAAUGGGAGGGAGUCGUUACAGCCACGCAUGCGGCGGCAUCCGGCGGCGUCACCACCGUCGUGGACAUGCCGCUCAACUGCAUCCCAUCGACGGUUAGCGUUGAGGCGUACCGGGCGAAGCGCGAGAGCUUCCGCGACGGCAUGUGGGUGGACGUGGCGACGUGGGGCGGCGUGGUGCCGGGGAACGCAGGCGAGUUGGCGGCGAUGCUCAAGGCGGGCGCGCGCGGAUUUAAGUGCUUUUUGUGCGAUAGCGGCGUCGAGGAGUUCCCGCCGGUGGUGGAGCCGGAGCUGCGCCUGGCUAUGCGCGAGCUGCGCGCGCACAACGGCCUGAUCAUGUUCCACGCUGAGAUGGACACCCCCGGCGAGCCGACGCUGGAGAGCAGCGACCUGGCUCUGGAGAGCGCCGACCCGACGCAGUACGCGACGUUCCUGGCCUCGCGGCCGCCGGCAAUGGAGGUCAAGGCCAUUGACGUGGUCAUCUCGCUGUGCCGCGAGUUUGCGCCCGACGUGCCCUGCCACAUUGUGCACCUCUCGGCAGCCGACGCGCUGCCGGCGAUCCGCCGCGCCAAGGCCGAGGGCCUGCCUCUGACUGUUGAGACCUGCUUCCACUACCUGACCAUCGGCGCCGAGGACGUUCCGGCGCGCAGCACCGAGUACAAGUGCUGCCCGCCGAUCCGUAGCCACUCCAACCGCGACCUGCUGUGGGCCGCGGUCCUGGACGGCACCAUUGACUUUGUCGUCUCGGAUCAUUCGCCAUGCACGCCGGACCUCAAGCUGCACGGCUGCUGCGGCGCCGGCGCCAUCCCACAGGACGCCACGGAGGGCGACUUCAUGGGCGCCUGGGGCGGCAUCGCCUCGGUGGGCAUCGGGCUGCCGCUUCUGUGGACUGAGGGCCGUCGCCGGGGCCUUUUGCUGCAGGACGUCGUCCGGCUGGUGUGCGAGCGCACGGCUGUGCAUGCCGGCGUGGGCGAGCGCAAGGGCAGGAUCGCUGUCGGGUGGGAUGCGGACUUUGUCGUUUGGGCGCCGGAGGAGGAGAGCAGGAUUACGCGGGAGAGGCUGCAUUUCAGAAACAAGCUGACGCCGUAUCUGGAGCGCGUGUGCGCUGGCGUUGUGUGCAAGACUGUGGUCCGGGGCGCGGUUGUGUAUGACGCGGAGAGAGAAGAGGCUGGCAAGGACUGGGAGGGUGCCUUCUCGCGCUUACCGCUUGGCCAAUGGAUCGAGUCGCCCGUGACCCCGAGAACAUGAUGACACAAAAGGAGAGCCACUUUUCUCUCUUUACCUCUUUUCUCUCUUUUAUUAAAUCAAC
This is a messenger RNA of Kickxella alabastrina, 1647 nucleotides long. RefSeq names its product allantoinase. The transcript has 2 exons. The coding region runs from base 90 to 1586 and encodes 498 amino acids. NCBI's taxonomy places the organism in Eukaryota, Fungi, Kickxellomycota, Kickxellomycetes, Kickxellales, Kickxellaceae. The record is from RefSeq and is a predicted model, not a curated record. Gene Ontology annotation, molecular function: allantoinase activity; zinc ion binding; cobalt ion binding. Gene Ontology annotation, cellular component: cytoplasm. Gene Ontology annotation, biological process: allantoin catabolic process; purine nucleobase catabolic process.